UCAUUGAACAUUGCCAUUGGUAGGUUGGAUUUCAUUUUCCCAACAUACAAUAUAUCAAUAAAGUCGAAGAGAGUUUCUCUCUAUGGGAAUUCUCUGAUAGAAAAGCUGAGAUCAUCAAAGAAGCAGAUUAUAGCGUGUAUUUGAAGAACAAAUCCAAAGGACUCAAAAAGCAAUCCGAAAUGCGGGUUGCGGUGAUCGGUGCUGGGGUCAGUGGAUUGGUUUCGGCUCAAGUGCUUGCGAAAGCUGGGGUCGAUGUGGUGGUGUAUGAGAAGGAAGAUUACUUGGGCGGGCACGCUUGGACCGUGACCUUCGAUGGCGUAGAUUUGGACCUUGGGUUCAUGGUCUUCAAUCGGGUGACUUACCCGAAUAUGAGUGAGUGGUUCGAGAGCAUGGGAAUUGAAAUGGAAAGGUCAGACAUGUCAUUUUCGGUGAGCUUGGGCAUGGGCCAGGGCUGCGAGUGGGGUAGCCGAAAUGGUUUCUCCAGCUUGUUUGCACAGAAGACCAAUGCCUUUAAUCCCUUCUUCUGGCAAAUGAUCCGUGAAAUUCUCAAAUUCAAGACCCACGUGAUCGAGUACCUUGAAGAGCUUGAGAACAACCCAGACAUUGAUCGCAGCGAAACCUUGGGCAGUUUCCUCAAGUCGCGUGGUUAUUCCAAAUUAUUUCAAGAAGCUUAUUUGCUACCUGUUUGUGCUUCAAUAUGGUCCUGCCCUUCAGAUGGGGUGUUGAACUUCUCAGCUUUUUCUGUGCUUUCGUUUUGCCGCAACCAUCACCUUCUUCAGCUCUUUGGUCGACCACAAUGGCUAACGGUCAAAUCGCGUUCCCAUACUUACGUCAACAAGGUCAGAGAAGAGCUGGAGAAUAGAUGCUGCCAGAUAAGGACAGGCUGCGAGGUACGGUCUGUUUCCACGAUUGAUGGAGGGUGCUGUGUGCUAGAUGCAAACGGUUCUCAAGAAACGUAUGAUGGAUGUAUACUGGCCGUUCAUGCCCCAGAUGCUUUGAGAAUCUUAGGAGGACAAACAACUCAUGAAGAAAGAAAAAUACUUGGUGCUUUUCAAUAUGUUUGCAGUGAUAUAUUCCUUCACCGUGACAAAACCUUUAUGCCCCAAAACCCAUCAGCCUGGAGUGCAUGGAAUUUUCUUGGAACCACUGGUGACAAAGUAUGUCUAACAUAUUGGCUGAAUGUACUACAGAAUCUUGGUGAUAGUGGUCUUCCUUUCCUUGUUACUCUUAAUCCACCUCAUAUGCCACAGUAUAAUUUGCUUAAAUGGUCAACAAGCCAUCCUUUUCCAUCAGUUGCUGCCUCAAAAGCUAUACAUGAGCUUGAUAGAAUUCAAGGGAAGAGAGGAAUAUGGUUUUGUGGAGCAUAUCAAGGGUUUGGCUUCCACGAGGACGGACUGAAGGCUGGCAGGGUUGCCGCACAUGGUGUGCUUGGAAAGAGCUGUGUUCUUCUGAGAAACAGAAAACAUAUGGUACCUUCUCUAGUGGAAACUGGAGCACGCCUUAUUGUUACUAGAUUCCUUGAACGAUAUAUAUCCAUAGGCUGUUUAACAUUGUUGGAAGAAGGAGGUACGAUUUAUGUUUUUGAAGGAGCCACCAACAAGAAAAGUAGCCCGAAAUCCAUCAUGAGAGUUCAUCAUCCCUUGUUCUACUGGAAGGUUGCUACACAGGCUGAUUUAGGCCUUGCAGAUGCAUAUAUCAAUGGCGAUAUUUCUUUUGUCGAUGAAGUAGAAGGUCUUUUAAACUUGUUCAUGAUUUUUAUUGCCAACAGGGAUACAAGUGCUAGAAAGCAUUCUAAUAAAAGGGGUUGGUGGACACCACUGUUCCUCACAGCUGGAGUAGCAUCUGCAAAAUAUUUCUAUCAGCACAUCUCAAGGCAAAAUACUCUCACGCAAGCUCGUCGAAACAUCUCUCGUCAUUAUGAUCUGAGUAACGACCUCUUUGCAUUGUUCUUGGAUGAAACAAUGACCUAUUCAUGCGCUAUAUUUAAGAGCAAGGAUGAAGAUUUAAAGGUUGCGCAGCUACGGAAAACCUCUCUCCUGAUUGAAAAGGCCAGAAUCAAUGCCAGGCAUGAAAUUCUUGAGAUUGGUUGUGGUUGGGGAAGCCUAGCUAUAGAGGUUGUCAAGAGAACUGGUUGUAAAUACACAGGUAUCACAUUGUCUGAGAAGCAGCUGAAAUAUGCAGAAAGGAAAGUGAAAGAAGCUGGCCUCCAGGACAAGAUAAAAUUCCUUCUAUGUGACUAUCGCCAACUGCCAAGCUCUCAGAAAUAUGACAGGAUUAUAUCAUGUGAGAUGAUAGAAGGAGUUGGCCAUGAAUACAUGGAAGAGUUCUUCGGUUGUUGCGAAUCCGUUUUGGCUGAAGAUGGUUUGUUUGUCCUACAGUUCAUAUCAAUACCAGAUGAACGAUAUGAUGAGUAUAGGAGGAGCUCCGAUUUUAUAAAGGAAUAUAUAUUUCCUGGUGGAUGCCUUCCAUCUUUGAGUAGAUUAACAUCAGCCAUGGCAGCUUCUUCCAGACUCUGUGUGGAACACGUUGAAAACAUAGGCAUUCACUACUACCAAACUUUGAUAUACUGGAGGAAUAGGUUCAUGGCGAAUAGGAGUAAAAUUCUUUCGCUAGGAUUUGACGAGAAGUUCAUUCGCACAUGGGAGUAUUAUUUUGUGUAUUCUGCGGCUGGUUUCAAGACACACACACUUGGAAAUUAUCAGAUCAUAUUCUCUCGUCCAGGAAACCUUGAUGCGUUCAACGAUCCAUAUAAAGGUUUACCAUCAGCAUAUUGAUUCCUCCUCUCUUGCUCAAGUCAUAAUACUUUGCUUUUUUCAUCCCAUUAUUUUCCCAUUGAAAUUUCAAGGAUCUGAAUUUUGCUAGAUCUGUUAGCAUUGGUUUCUCUGUUCUUGAUACCUUGGGAAGCAAACAAAAUAAGACCAUGUUUUGUACUAAUGAAUGUAUGUUCAUGUUUGAGGAUA
This is a messenger RNA of Magnolia sinica, 2960 nucleotides long. RefSeq lists its product as uncharacterized. The transcript is spliced from 25 exons. Lineage: Eukaryota; Viridiplantae; Streptophyta; Magnoliopsida; Magnoliales; Magnoliaceae. Gene Ontology annotation, molecular function: methyltransferase activity; oxidoreductase activity. The record is from RefSeq and is a predicted model, not a curated record. The coding region runs from base 180 to 2774 and encodes 864 amino acids.